GGGGGGAAUAUAUAUAUUUAAAUAUACAGCGUACGCACGGAGCGAGGCAGGAAGGAGAUUCACGGGGAGAUGGAGCUCUCGGCCGUCGGCGAGAGCGUCUUCGCGGCCGAGUCCAUCAUUAAACGCCGUAUAAGACGGGGUCGCUGGGAAUAUCUCGUGAAAUGGAAGGGUUGGUCUCAGAAAUACAGCACUUGGGAGCCGGAGGAAAACAUUCUGGACGAACGUCUCUUCGCUGCCUUCGAAGAGAGGUGAGCUUCUGGCAGCGCCGCAGGCCUCUCCGUCGACACGGCCGCACCGCGCCGCACCGCACCACACCACGCUUUCUGUCUGUUCCCAUCAGAGAUGCCGACCCCUUAAUGACGUUUUCAUUCACCAGGGAACGCGAAAGGGAGCUAUUCGGACCGAAGAAGAGGGGGCCCAAGCCGGAGACGUUUCUGCUGAAGGCCAAAGCCAAAGCCAAAGCCAAGACCUAUGAAUUCAGAAGAGAAUCGGCGAGGGGGCUUCAGGUUUCGUAUCUGGCUCCGGAGCCUGUCAUCACACCGAGGGCCCGGGAGGGCUUGCGAGCCGUCGUCCCCACCAUCUUCCCCCCCAGCACCGUGAACAGGGGGGAGUCCGUGCACGUCAGGCCACCGGAGCCGGAGAGGAGGCCCAGGCCGGCGCCCCCGCCGUCGUCGUUCGUGGGUCACGAGUUCGUGGAGCUGCCCAAGAAGAGAGGGCGUAAACCCAAGCCCGGUGCACGAUGCGACGCCGAGUCGGAUGGCGGUUCGGCGGAGCCCGCCAAGCGGAGCAGGCUGGUUGGCCACGGCUCUCACGGGUUGUCCAAACUGUCACGGCAUUUCCGCCCCCACGGAGAGACGUCCGAGACGAGCCUCCUCCAGCUGACGAGGAGGUUUCAGGAGGAAACCACUAUAACGCCCAAAAGCGGCGACGAGCAGCGGCGGGUCGGUGGCGUCUCGACGGGUGUGGACGUGGGCCACCAGCGCGUGCUCCACCGGGGGGACGACAGGACUCGCUGCUCGCCCGUCCAUCUGAAGCGCCUGGCGACAAGCCUCCCGGGGUGUUCUUCACCCGGGGAGGAGGAGGAGGAGGAGGAGGCGCCCGGCUCCGGGGACGAGGAGCGGUCAGAGGCGUCGUGGACUCCGAGCCUCGGCCACUUCGAUAACGUGGUGGUGACUGACGUCACAACUAACUUCCUGACGGUCACCAUCAAGGAGAGCAGCACGGACAGAGGGUUCUUCAGAGACACGAGAUGAGGGGGGGGGGGGGGG
Lampris incognitus (smalleye Pacific opah) is the source of this 1268-nucleotide messenger RNA. RefSeq names its product chromobox homolog 8a (Pc class homolog, Drosophila) (gene cbx8a). Lineage: Eukaryota; Metazoa; Chordata; Actinopteri; Lampriformes; Lampridae. The record is from RefSeq and is a predicted model, not a curated record. The transcript has 4 exons. Bases 162 to 1253 code for a protein of 363 amino acids.